AUGCAGAUUAUUGGAGCCCUUCUCGUUGCGGCAGGCGUCGCUGUCGCCUUGCCAGGUGGCGGUGAUGGCGGCUACAGCCCAAAGAAGCAGGAGUGUGUCACCAGCAGCACCUGCAAGGCCGUCUACCACACCACUACGAAGACCGUGCCAUACCAGGAAACCAAGACAAUCACCAAGACUGAAUACAAGCCACACGUCUACACCACCAAGGUGCCAAAGGUCUACACUGAGACUACUUAUGUGCCAAAGGAAUACCAAAUCACCAAGACCAUUCCAAUUACGAAGACCGUCACCGUCCCAGACCACUCGACUACCGUCAUUUGCAAGACGUCGACUGUCAAGUUUGACCGCACCUCAGUCAUCACCACAUCUUCGCUCAGCACAUGUCCAGAGACCACCAAGGUGCCAAAGACCGAUGUCAAGUCUACCUACAAGGAGGACAAGGUCACCACCAGCACUCCAUGCCCUUACACCACCACCGAGAAGAAGGAGACCUGGUCGACAUCCGUCUGCACAUCUACCUCAACCAAGUGCGACACCACCAGCAAGUGCUCGGAGAAGCAAGGCUACCCAACUCAGCCACCAAAGUACGAUUCCGAGCCAAAGCCAACUUAUUAG
This is a messenger RNA of Cercospora beticola, 618 nucleotides long. RefSeq lists its product as uncharacterized. The record is from RefSeq and is a predicted model, not a curated record. NCBI's taxonomy places the organism in Eukaryota, Fungi, Ascomycota, Dothideomycetes, Mycosphaerellales, Mycosphaerellaceae.